Desarmillaria tabescens is the source of this 1401-nucleotide messenger RNA. RefSeq lists its product as uncharacterized. Bases 1 to 1401 code for a protein of 466 amino acids. NCBI's taxonomy places the organism in Eukaryota, Fungi, Basidiomycota, Agaricomycetes, Agaricales, Physalacriaceae. Gene Ontology annotation, molecular function: DNA binding. The transcript is spliced from 4 exons. The record is from RefSeq and is a predicted model, not a curated record.
AUGCAGCGCCCGACGUGCACGAACAUCCGUAUACGCUCAGCCCGUGAUGCACACAAGAUAUUCGUCGCCAUCCAACUGGGCAGACUCCAGAUGGUCAACCGGCGCCUCGACGCCGACGAGAGGCUCGCCUUGCGCCCUGGGUGCGUCUACGCCUGGGAAGAACGUGGGCCGAAUGCCGAGGUGACGGGGCUGGGCAUCGAGCGCUUCACGGAGGGGAGGCAUUGGAGCCCAAGUCGCGUUCGCGAUGAAUUCCUCUUCUACCAUGAAAAAUAUGUCGCGCCAGACUCAACCAGUGAUGCCGCUGGAAAUCAACCACCACGAGGCUGGGAUCGACUUGUGAAGCAGACGUAUUCUGUCUGGGUGCAGACGCAGAACGGCAAGCGAAAGUGGCAUCUUACGUCCUAUUAUACCGAAGGUACUGUCGACAAUCUCGGUACCGUCGAUGACAUCGAGGGCCUCCGGAACAUCACCAUUCCCGAGGGCAUGUUCACCAAGAGCACUCGUUCCACCAAGAAUCGCAAAGCUCGCCAAGGGCGCACCAAGGAUGCAGAGCCAGCGGCGGUGUCGAGGACAUAUGCCCCGUAUCCGUCAGAGGCGGCUAACAACCAACCGCCGCCACCCGCCUCACCAUCCCAGUCCCAGUCUGUGCAGAUGUAUCACCCCUAUCCUCGAUCCAACCAGCAGUUCCCCGAAUAUGAUUCCCAGCCUGUGCCGUCGUCCUCCGUGCGCCCCGCCGUGCCAAACAGCGGACUAUCCUACUCCCAAACCCAGCCCUCGUACCCAGCCAGCUCCAUGCCUGGUCCCUCUCGACCAGCCCCACCUCUCGUAACAUCCGGUCUACGGUCCGCCAUAAACUACCCUCCCCCGCCCGGCCACCCGUCGCCUUCGUCCUCACACAGCUCGCAGUCAAGCCAAAGCAGCCCAUACAUGGAACGAGGAUCCUCGCACUGGUACACCGCCCCGCCCCAACAGCCAUAUGUCGAAAAUCAGCCACCCGUUUAUUCGUACUCCGAACAACCCCCAGCGUCCUUCAGCAGCACCACCUCCACCGGGUUGCCCCCGCAGAACGCCCACCUAUACGCCAUGGCCAAAUCCCACCCUCUCCCUCUCACGGGAAGCACCGUUCAGAACCUCGUUGCGCCCAUUCCCGUCACGUCUUCGUCAUCGCUGCUUAUCCAUGAUCAGUAUGAUCCCGGGGCCGAUUCGGACGGUACUCCGUCUUCUUCAAGCAUGUCCAGCGUGGAUGACACACGCAGGGGGGAUAUUGGUCCUAGUAGGGCCCUGGCGCCUCUCCAUACGCUCAAGCGGCGGCACCCCUACCGCCGCGAUCCCGCCGACGAUAAGGCCCUGAGGCUGCUCGAUCCUAGUCUAGCGGCUGGUACCUCUCCCGAGACUCAAUAG